Molecule: messenger RNA, 3636 nt
Organism: Kalmanozyma brasiliensis GHG001
Lineage: Eukaryota; Fungi; Basidiomycota; Ustilaginomycetes; Ustilaginales
Product: WD40 repeat
Exons: 2
Coding region: 1-3636 (1211 amino acids)
Molecular function (GO): protein binding
Source: RefSeq, a predicted model, not a curated record
AUGACCGCUAGCUUGAACAGCCAAGCACCCUCCAACGGCUUGUCCGCAUCCUCUUCCGCGAACCAUCCAGGCCACCACCAUCACCAAUACCAACACCACUCGUCCCAUUUCUCGGAUCACACCCAGCGUCAGCAUUCACCAUCUUCAGGGAGCUCUGCGCAUGCUUCUUCGUCAAGGCAUACCCUCGACCUAGCACAUCUUCCUCCCGCAUCCAAGCAGCAGAGGUCAGACACAUCAACAGCACUCUCCUCAGCGUCGCUCUCUUCAGCCACCAGGCGUGGUCCGUCGGCCGGCUCGCUUCCAUCCUCACCAGCCUCGGCGGCGCCAAUCGACGACGACGACGACCUGGAUCUACAGUCCCAGUCAGCGCAAUUCCACUUGCACAACUCACAGGAAGGCUUGCAUCUCGCCAGUCACAUCGACCAUCCCAACACCUCGGCGAUGGCCACUCUGACUGUCAAUACACCUCCCGCCGUUCUUCAAUCUGACCCAAUGCUGCAAGUGCGCUCCACCAACAGUCCCCUUCACAAGCCGAUCGCAUCCUUCCACCAGCACCAUCGCACUCCUUCGCCACCUCCGCCGCCCGCACCGUAUACCCAGCCUCCAGUCACGUCAGAUCUAUCCAACGUUACUGCCGGCGACGGCUGGUCUAUCGUCCCAAAGUGCGCAAGAGUCAACCCCGCAGCUUCGCCCGCGGCUACUGUGCCUGCCAGCGAGUCUACGGCAUCGACUGCUCAGCAGCCAACCACAGCAGACACUGUCGGUCUCGGUCAGAGCGCCUAUGCGCAUGCAGCCAACGAUGCGUCCAAUCGUCGAUGUGGACCUGCCGACUUGGCCUCGAGCUACGAUGUGCCAUUCGGGGAGAGAGCGUCGCCCGCCAUCAUCUCGCUCGCUCAGCGUAACGCGAGGUCCCUGAGCCGUAACGGCACCAAUCCACCCAGCCCGUUGGCAUUGUCACCUGCCAUGGCAACUCAAGCGCUCAACCCGUCAGGUGCGCAUCGAGGCGGUCUUCGCGGAUCCGAUGAGGACGUCGAAGUCAUCGAGAAAGACGUCGCCAUGGACAACACCGACCACAGCUGCGCUUCCACCGGCGCAACCCCGCUCGUGCCUCCAGCCACCCGCAAGCUUUGUGUACGACAUCAGCGCAUGGCUGAUGAGGGCACCACUGCCCGUCUACAGAAGUCAAUCGAAAGCCUUCCUCUGGCCGAUCAGACGGCCGUCAACACGGUCUGGUCGCUCUUCUCUUCCUCAUCGCACUCGAGGAGAGCUCUCAUCCUGCAAGGCAUUCUCACCAUGUGCUGCUUCAGCCAGCUGUCGCUAUUGUCCUCCGAGCUGGCGUUGGCGAUCCGCAUCGACCCAUUCUCGCUGUUCCCACGAGAGGUCUCGCUCAAGGUGCUCGGUCACCUCGAUGCCAUGAGUCUCGGCAGAGCAGCACAGGUCAGUCGAUCGUGGAAGCAGCUCGCCGACGAUGAUCUGCUCUGGCGCAACAUGUGCGAGCAGCACAUCGAGCGCAAGUGCGAAAAGUGCGGAUGGGGUCUUCCCCUGCUCAGCGAGCGUCGACGUCGUGUGCCUGGCCCUGCCGUGCAGCUCGGCACACCCGAGUCGCGCGACCUCAGCUCCGACGGCUCUGGAAGCACGCCUGGCUCGCUCAAGCGAACCAUCACUGCCGCUGCCAACGCUGCUGCUCUCGAGAAGCAGUCGCGUUCGCGAGCCUCGAGUCCCACGCCUUCCAGUGGUCGCAACCAUUCGCGUUCGGUCUCGGGCCACCGUGAUCUGCGCAUGGACACCAUCUCCGAGCUGCGUGACCGCGACGCACCGCCUUCCAAGAAACAGCGCAGCGGCCUCAACGGCGAAGCAACCGCCUGCAGCACUUCCUCCGGCAGUGUUCCCAAGACGCGCCCGUGGAAGUCGGUCUACUGUGAACGACUGGCUAUCGAGCGCAAUUGGCGCCGCGGCAGAUACACGUCGCGUACCCUCACGGGCCAUACGGACGGUAUCAUGUGUCUCCAGUUCAACGAGAAUCUGGCUCACCCUGCUUUCCCAGUCGUCAUCACGGGCAGCUACGAUCGCACCGCACGCAUCUGGAACCUCGAGACGGGCGAGAUGCUGCGCGUGCUCGAGGGCCACACCCGAGGCGUGCGCUGUCUUCAGUUCGACGAAGCCAAGCUCAUCACCGGCUCCAUGGACCGAACCCUCAAGAUCUGGAACUGGAGGACGGGGGCGCUGAUGCGCACGCUCGAGGGUCACACGGAAGGCAUUGUCUGUCUUCACUUCAACGAGGACACGCUCGCCAGUGGCAGUGCCGAUAGCAACAUUAAGAUCUGGAACUUCCGCACCGGCGAGUGCUACACGCUGCGAGGGCACCGAGACUGGGUCAACGCAGUGACGCUCUGGACGGGACCCGCGGCCAAGAAGCGCCAGCAGCGUUUGCGUGAGGCGUUGCGGGACGGUCGCCCUGCGACCUCCAUCAAGGAAGAGGACCCUACUGCAGCGGGCACGUUCCUGUUCUCGGCGUCGGACGACGGUUCAAUUCGGCUGUGGGACCUGGGUCUGCGCGACUGCCUGCUGACUUUCGAGGGUCAUGUUGGGCAGGUGCAGAGUCUCAAGCUGGUCAUGAUGGACGACGAGGCGGUGCGAAAGCUUGUUGGUGGGGCGGCUGGCGGGGCCGAUGGUGAAGCCUCUCAUCAGCAGCAGCGCCAGGCUGGCUCUCAUCGUGCAGCGUCCCGUGCCAAUGGCGAAGAUGAGCCGGUUGCCGCACCCCAGGAUGGCGACCAGGACAUGCUCUCUGUGGAAGAUCAAGAGUCGUACUUCCUCGGUGAUGCGAGCCUGUCGCCUUCCCGACGCCAGUCUGGAGCAGGCCUAGCUUCGUCUCCUCCGGCCGAAGCAGCGACGAGCAGCAGCGGUGUCACUCGGGUCGGCGCUGCACGUCGCUCGUCCAACAACACCACCGACAUUCCCGAGCGAUUCUACCACGCUGGGUCAGCCCCCACCUCAACCAUCCCUGCCUCCCGCCGUUCCGCGUCCACCUCCACCUCCGCCACUCGGGAGCAACGCCGUCGACGAAUCGACAAGCACCUCCUCCGGGUGCAAGAGCGUCUCUGCUCCGCUGGCCUUGUCGACCCACUCCCUCUCGACGCCGAGAUGGGCGAUUUGGACCCGACGAUCCUCCCUCACCGUCCCACCCGCCCCGACUCGCCUUCGCGGAAGGAACACCGCAAGCCGCGUCCCGUGCUGAUCAGCGGCUCGCUCGACAACACGCUCAAGAUCUGGGACGUCCGCACCGGCCGCUGCAUCCGCACGCUCUUCGGCCACGUCGAAGGCGUCUGGUCGCUCGACGUGGACAAGCUUCGCAUCGCCAGCGCGAGCCACGAUCGAACGAUCAAGAUCUGGGAUCGCGACACGGGCUACUGCCAGAACACGCUGGUGGGGCAUAAAGGUGCGGUGACGUGCGUGAGUCUCAGUGACGACAAGAUUGUCAGUGGGUCGGAUGAUGGUGAUAUUAAGGUAUGGAGCUUUGCUGCUGGUGCGCAGGGGGCGGCCGGGGUGGCUGCGGGGACGGGGCCAGGGACCAGUAAGCUCGCCCAAGUCAGUGGUGUAGGGGAGAUGGAGUUGGGUGGGCCGGCGCCGUCGGCAUAG